Botrytis fragariae is the source of this 1062-nucleotide messenger RNA. RefSeq names its product putative snf2 family protein. The transcript has a single exon. The record is from RefSeq and is a predicted model, not a curated record. Lineage: Eukaryota; Fungi; Ascomycota; Leotiomycetes; Helotiales; Sclerotiniaceae. Bases 1 to 1062 code for a protein of 353 amino acids. Gene Ontology annotation, molecular function: ubiquitin protein ligase activity; zinc ion binding. Gene Ontology annotation, biological process: protein ubiquitination.
AUGCCACCACAAUUAACCAGAGUCAAUGUGAGUUCUCUCCCAGCAGACCAACGCAUCUGUGCAAUCUGUCAAGACAAUUUCGGUGGUGGAGACAACGGAGAACCUGUUAAAACUGCGUGCAAUCACGUUUUUGAUCGAGAAUGUGUUCAACGUUGGCUUGACGCCGACCAUACUACCUGCCCCAUUUGUCGCGAGGAAAUUCGCAACAUUUCUGGUGGCGUAAGAGAAGCGGCAAGAGAUCGGAUUAGACAGAUGAAUAACGCCGCGAGACGUGUUAGAGAUAGAGCUGCCGAGGAAAGAGAACAGAUGAUGCAAGCUCAGGCGGAUUAUGGAGGUGGGAAUGAAAUUGAUCAUCUUGAGGGGAUUGUUGGAGAGGAGCUCGAACCCAUGCCACUUGAUGUGCCGGGAAAUUUCAGUACUCCUGCGCCUCCCCGCCAUCGUUCUCCAGUCGGAAGACCAGCGUCGAGAAGACAGUCUUCUCCUCCAAGAAGAUUCCCCUCACCACCUCCCCAUAGAUAUCAUUCCCCCCCAAUAGAUCAUCUCCGCUCAACCCCUCCCCGAAUUUCCAGUUCCUCGUCAAGCACCUCUGCAGCAAUGCAACAUGCCGAAGCAACUUACACUAACGCGCUCUCCGCCCUUCGAUCUCUCGACACCAGAAUAAUUAACCAAGCGCGUUUAUCCUACGAAGCCAACGUUGUCAAACACGACGCAGAACGUAACGUUCAACUCGCCUUCCAGGAACUUCAACACGCAGUCCGAUCGGACAAUCAGGAAUCAAUUGAUCUUGCACUUGCGAUGCAGGAAAGCGUCACGAUGCAGUUGGAUGAUGCGCAUAAUGCGAUGGCGCAGUAUAGUACGCCGUUGAGGGAAUGGAUGGAGGAGAGACCAAGGGCGAGUGAGAGGUUGGAUAGGGCGAGGUUGGAGUUUGCGAGGGAGAGGGAGGGAUUUAUGAGUGGGGUGGGGGGUGCGAGGAGGGAAAUAGAAGAGAGAGGGCAUCAGCAGGAUUUCGAGGAUGAGGAUGAGGAGGCUUGGGAGCCUUAUGAUCCAAGGAAUUUUGAGUAA